Molecule: messenger RNA, 1283 nt
Organism: Diatraea saccharalis (sugarcane borer)
Lineage: Eukaryota; Metazoa; Arthropoda; Insecta; Lepidoptera; Crambidae
Source: the annotation of a GenBank genome assembly
GGGAGCGUGACGGCGAUCAUGGUGGAUUGGAAUCCUGGAUUUUUGGCACCGAAAAUAGUCGGGCGGGCGCGCGGUGCGGCCACCGAGGGCGGAGGCGCAGUGCGAGACGCUCCGCCGAGUGAACAGCCCGCUCGUGAGGCCAGUAACUGGCGUAUUUUUCAACCGGACCGUAAAAACAGAAAACCGCCAACAUGGACGCGAUCAAGAAGAAGAUGCAGGCGAUGAAGCUGGAGAAGGACAAUGCCAUGGACAAGGCCGACACUUGCGAGCAGCAAGCUCGUGAUGCCAACCUCCGCGCCGAGAAGGUGAACGAGGAAGUCCGUGAACUCCAGAAGAAGCUCGCACAGGUCGAGGAGGAUCUCGUCGUGAACAAGAACAAACUGGAGCAGGCCAACAAAGACUUGGAAGAGAAGGAGAAGACCCUUACAGCCACCGAGGCUGAAGUUGCUGCCUUGAACAGGAAGGUGCAGCAGAUUGAGGAGGACCUGGAGAAGUCCGAGGAGAGGUCCGGCACAGCACAGCAGAAGUUGCUCGAAGCCCAGCAGGCCGCUGACGAGAACAACCGUAUGUGCAAAGUACUGGAGAACAGGGCACAGCAAGAUGAGGAGCGUAUGGACCAGCUCACCAACCAGCUGAAGGAAGCUCGUCUGCUCGCUGAAGACGCUGAUGGCAAGUCCGACGAGGUUUCACGCAAGCUGGCCUUCGUUGAAGACGAACUUGAAGUAGCUGAGGACCGUGUCAAGUCCGGUGACGCUAAAAUCUCAGAACUUGAAGAGGAAUUAAAGGUCGUAGGUAACUCCUUAAAAUCCUUGGAAGUCUCCGAGGAGAAGGCCAACCAGCGCGUGGAAGAGUUCAAGAAGCAACUGAAGACCCUCACCAGCAAACUCAAGGAGGCGGAAGCGCGCGCCGAGUUCGCCGAGAAGACCGUCAAGAAACUGCAGAAGGAGGUCGACAGGCUCGAAGAUGAGCUGGGCAUCAACAAGGACCGGUACAAGAGCUUGGCUGACGAGAUGGACUCCACCUUCGCUGAGUUGGCUGGAUAUUAAAUAUCGCACUCCAAACACAAACAAACACACACAUUCUGGCGCGUUCACAAGCGCGCCGCAGUCAUACACUCACACAAAAGUUCGUACGUGAUGUAAUAUUUAUUAAUAUUUUAUGUAAAUUUAUUUACGAUUUUCAAUAAAAUUAAUUUAUAACUGUUGAAGUUUUCUUUAUGAUGAUGAAACACUAUUUUAACAUUGAUUUAUACUAUGUUAAUCUAUCUAAAAAUAACUUAUUUG